AUGGCCAAUUCCAGCCUGCUUCUGGCAGUCGCUGUCGUCAUUGUCGUCCUGACUCUCGGGAUCCCUCGCUUCUUGGCAGAAUAUUUCCCAUGGCAGAGCCUGUACAAACAGCGCCAUGGCAGGCCUACCGUCAUCACCGAGUCGUAUAAAGGCAGGACUGUCCUCAUCACCGGCGCAAACGGCGCAUUCGGCUCGAGGGCUGCCAAAAUCGUUGCCCAUCGCGAUGUCGAGACGCUUGUUCUCGUCGACGUCAAGGAUUGUGGGGAAGUCAAGCAGCAGAUCGAGACCGAGCUCAGUGAAAAGAACAAGAGCAAGCCGAACAUUCUCGUUUGGCAAGCCGACUUGAUGACCUUUGCAGGCUGCCAGGAACUGGGCAAGAAGGCACGCGAGCUGAAGAACCUUGACCAUGUCUUGAUGACUGCCGGAAUUCUGUCCUUCCACCGCCGCGAGUCACCUGAGGGCUGGGAAACCUCGAUCCAAGUCAACUUCCUCUCCGGCGCCCUCAUCUCUCUCCUCCUUCUUCCACUGCUCAAAUCAUCCCCCACCAACCCGUCUCCUCCUGUUCUAACCUUUGUCACCACAUUCGGCAUCUACCCCUCCUCAUUCACCAUGGGUAUGCCCAAGAAUGGCUCGUAUCUCAAACGCCUCAGCAACAACAAGGACGGCAUGGAGCAAGCCCACCAAUAUGGUCGCUCGAAGGCCCUCCUUCUCUACUUCGCCCGUGAGCUCGCUGCCCGAGUUUCCGCCACGACUGCUGCGGACAAGGGCCUGCGCAAAGUGACCAUCAACAGCGCCGAUCCUGGUUCAGCAUGGACACCGCUCACGAAUCCCAACCAGGCGAAACUGAUUCCGAGGUUGAUCAUGAACUUUGGAGCGAGAGAUCCCCAAAUCUGUGCUACUGCGCUGAUCAAUGGUGUUUCGGCUUCCGAGGAAGGGCAUGGCAAGAUUAUGCAGGAUUUUGAUACUGCGCCGUAUCCGCCUUUCAUGGAGCGAAAGAGCGGCCGCAUCGCGCAGCAGCGUGUUUGGGACGAGACGAGAAGCGAGCUUCAGGGGAAAGUCCCAGAGGUUGAGGCUGUGUAUGAGAUGUUGGACAGAAAGUCGGACAUGUAG
Ilyonectria robusta is the source of this 1110-nucleotide messenger RNA. RefSeq lists its product as uncharacterized. NCBI's taxonomy places the organism in Eukaryota, Fungi, Ascomycota, Sordariomycetes, Hypocreales, Nectriaceae. The record is from RefSeq and is a predicted model, not a curated record. Bases 1 to 1110 code for a protein of 369 amino acids. The transcript has 3 exons.